GGCGGGGUUUUAGAUUUCUGUAGAGAGUCAGGUCCCGCCGAGAGCUCACCCCACUCCGAGUCCUACCGAUUCAAAAGAAGUUUGAUAUCAAUCCAGACAAAACUUCUACAAGUAAAAACAAUCAUAUCAAAAAGAUAAUUUCCAUCUCGUCCAAAAUCAACUUAUACCCAAACCCCUCCAAACUAUUUUUCGUAUCACCAGAAAACUAGCAACCAUGCCUCGUCAAUUCUUCGUCGGAGGUAACUUCAAGAUGAAUGGAUCUGUUGAUUCCAUCAAGAAGAUUGUUGGAAACUUGAACGAUGCCAAGUUGGACCCAAAUACCGAGGUUGUCAUUGCUCCACCUGCUCUUUACCUUCUCCUUACCCGCGAGCACUUGAGACCUGGACUUGAGGUUGCAGCACAAAACGUUUUCGACAAGCCAAAUGGAGCUUUCACUGGUGAAAUCUCCGUUGAGCAACUCAAGGACAGCAACAUUACCUGGACACUUCUCGGACACUCUGAGCGUCGUGUCAUUCUCCAAGAAGAUGAUUCAUUCGUAGCAUGCAAGACCAAGGCUGCUCUUGAUGGAGGAGUUGGUGUUAUUUUCUGCUGCGGAGAGACCCUUGAGCAAAGAGAGUCUAACAAGACGAUCGAAGUUGUUACCGCACAAUUGAAGGCUGUUAAGGAUAAGGUUCAAGACUGGUCGAAGAUCGUCAUUGCAUAUGAGCCAAUCUGGGCUAUUGGUACUGGAAAGGUUGCUUCCACCGAACAAGCACAAGAGGUACACGCCGCCAUCCGUUCCUGGUUGAAGAAGGAGGUUAGCGAGAAGGCUGCAGAGGAGACCAGAAUCAUCUACGGUGGAAGUGUUAGCGAGAAGAACUGCAAGGAUUUGAGCAAGCAAGAGGACAUUGAUGGUUUCUUGGUUGGAGGUGCUUCAUUGAAGCCAGCUUUCGUUGAUAUUAUCAACAGCCACUUGUAAGUGGUUUUAGGAUUUCAUGAAUUACGAUUGUAAAUUGGGUAUUCAACCCUACCAGGCAAUAAAAAAGACCUAGCAGUAUGAUAUGUUUUCAGGAAAUAUCCACUACCUCAAAGCCAAUUCUAGUCUCAUGCUUGUUAUAUGUGAGAAUUCUAAUACAUCGAUAGAUCUGUGAAAGGUGAUAGUAAAAUUUGAAUUAUUAUACAAGGUGUCGGAAUAUCUAAUCUGCAAUCUAGCAGGUAGUUUGACGGGUUCUAUC
Molecule: messenger RNA, 1214 nt
Organism: Botrytis cinerea B05.10
Lineage: Eukaryota; Fungi; Ascomycota; Leotiomycetes; Helotiales; Sclerotiniaceae
Exons: 3
Coding region: 215-958 (247 amino acids)
Biological process (GO): glyceraldehyde-3-phosphate biosynthetic process; glycolytic process; glycerol catabolic process
Cellular component (GO): cytosol
Molecular function (GO): triose-phosphate isomerase activity
Source: RefSeq, a predicted model, not a curated record